CUCCGUCCCGUGCCCUUCCUUCGUCUUACUGCCGCCCUCCUCGCAUAUUCGCGCGCUACGUCUCCUCCCUGUAGCUUAGCGAGAGCACUCCAUUUCUCCGGCCUCGAAUUCGCUCCGCACCCCACCGUACAGCCUCCGUGUCAUCAAGUAACCGGAUCCGACGUCUCCGUCCGGCCAAGCAGCCAUCUCUCCCCCCUGCCGACAAUGACAUCCGAGCCCCUGCGCGGCGAGCCGGCCCGGCCCAGCUCGCCGACAGGCAGCUUUUAUGCCAUGAGCGACGAUGAGGAGGGCGAGUACGAUACCAUCACUCACACCGAAACCGGUCGAGGUGUGAAGCUGCUGUUUUCGAAGAGCAAGGUUUACGUCCAUCCCACGCCGUCCGCCAAGGACAAUAUAUGCGGCUACAUCGCGCUGCUACAGCAAAAGGGUCACCGUGGCGAGCGACCGACAUCCUCCUCCUCCAUGUCGUCGAACCCUCCGGCAUCAUCUGACCUCCUGCUUGCCUGGUUGCCCGAUUCCGCCCUCGGCGAGGCUGCCAGCAUCUACGUCAAGGUAGACCUGACCGAUGCCGAAUCUCCACCGAAACAGAGCUACCUCGUGCCCCCUCCCCCCACCGUCACUACCCACGAAGGGUCUAUCGGCCACUACGCCUUUGCUAUCCCGGUCAGCGCCAUAUACUCCUUGCUGGUUCGCCCUCCGAGUUUAGGGUGGUGGUUUGGAUCUCUCGUCAUCAACACCAGAGCCGGGGACAGCUUCCCCGCUUUGUUCUUUCACGAUAGUGAAUGCCAGUCGACUAUACUGCAGAAGAAGAAGCGAGCUAGGGAAAGCUUCGACCCUUUCGGUGAAGAUGGGCAAAUGUUCUGGGGGGGAGACGAAGUUCUCCGCUGGCUGAAACGCUAUACCCACAUCGAAAGGAGCGGGGCCGAGCCGAACAUUUAUCUGGUAGAGCCGACUAAGGAAGACAGCGAGGCCUUCGGCGGUAAAUUGACUUCCAGUACGCCUUCCCAGAUCGGGCGGCGGGACAGCUCUCAAGGCAUCACCACCCGCCGUCCUACCGGCCCUUCGUCGGCGGGCCCUAGCGGCCGUAACGAUGCCGGCAUGGAUCCCGUCAUGAAGUUUGUCAAGGAGACCGGGUGGAACCUCCUCGAGAAAUUCAGCAAAGUCACGACCUUCACCCGUAGGACGGCCCUGGACAUAAUCGACAAUCCCAGGGUCCCGCCUCAGGUACGGAGGUUGAUGAUAAACCCCGAGGUGCAGACGCUGCAGGAGGAAUUCGAUAGUGCUAGGAUCUACCUAGCACGAUGGGCUAUGGGGAUAGCCGAACAGAGUGAGAGGGACCGAAGCCGAAGAAUAUGGACCGCUCGCGAUGUUAUGGAGCUCGAGGAUACCGAUGUCGGGGAAUUCGAGUUGCUAGAGACGAGCUCCCUAUCCCUCCAGGAAAGGAGGAGAACGGUGACCCUGAAGGAGUGGAACACCUUCUUCGACCCCCGAACCGGGCGCCUUACGAUGACAAUCGACGAAGUCAAGGAGCGUAUCUUCCAUGGCGGCCUCGACCCGGAAGACGGUGUUCGCAAAGAGGCCUGGCUGUUCUUGCUCGGUGUGCAUGAUUGGUACAGCACGAGCGAGGAGCGUAGAGCGCAGAUUGCGUCCUUGAGAGACGAGUAUGUCAAGCUCAAGGCUUCCUGGUGGGAACGGCUGGUGGACAACGGCGGUCAAGGCGAGGAUGGCGAGUGGUGGCGCGAGCAGAAAGCCAGGAUCGAGAAGGAUGUUCAUCGAACCGACCGCACGGUCCCGAUAUUCGCGGGGGAAGACAUCCCGCACCCCGACCCCGACUCGCCAUUUGCUUCGGUCGGCACCAACGUCCACAUGGAGCAGAUGAAGGACAUGCUGCUUACCUACAACGAGUACAACGGGGACCUUGGCUACGUCCAGGGCAUGUCGGACCUUCUCGCACCCGUCUAUGCCGUUAUGCAGGACGAUGCGGUCGCCUUCUGGGGUUUCAAGCAUUACAUGGACCGCAUGGAACGCAAUUUCCUGCGCGACCAGUCUGGCAUGCGAAACCAACUCCUCACCCUUGAACAUCUAGUCCUCUUCAUGGAUCCUAAACUAUACGCCCAUCUCGCGUCUGCCGAGAGCACCAAUUUCUUCUUCUUCUUCCGCAUGCUGCUAGUCUGGUAUAAGCGCGAGUUCGAGUGGAUGGACGUCCUUCACCUGUGGGAGGUACUAUGGACGGACUACCUGACCAGUAGCUUCCACCUGUUCGUCGCUCUCGCAAUCCUGGAGAAGCACCGAGAUGUGAUCAUGAAGCACCUACGACAGUUCGAUGAGGUUCUCAAGUAUAUUAACGAACUGUCGAACACGAUGGACCUUGAGUCAACAUUAAUGCGCGCGGAAGUCUUAUUCCGCCGCUUCCACCGACUGAUCGACACUAUAGACAAGAAGCAGAACUUCCCGGGGCCAAGGGUUCUCAGGGAUGCACCGCCACCGAAUUCAGCGUCGUCAAGCCGGCCGGAGGUCGCUAACGCAAAGCCGCCAGGCGAACAACAGCAAAGGACGAUCACCCCCGAGCUGCGAAAGCUGCUUAGUAGGGAUGUAGAGGUGCUACCCAAGAGGAGAAAAGGCGAUCCCGUCACCCCUGGCGCUACCUAGGUGAUGGUUUGAGUAAGUGCUUUAGCUAAGUACAUACAUAAAGUGAAUGGCGGUUGCA
Messenger RNA from Durotheca rogersii, 2707 nucleotides. Its product is annotated as GTPase-activating protein GYP7. NCBI's taxonomy places the organism in Eukaryota, Fungi, Ascomycota, Sordariomycetes, Xylariales, Xylariaceae. The transcript is spliced from 3 exons. Gene Ontology annotation, molecular function: GTPase activator activity. The record is from RefSeq and is a predicted model, not a curated record. The coding region runs from base 205 to 2649 and encodes 814 amino acids. Gene Ontology annotation, biological process: activation of GTPase activity.